Sclerotinia borealis F-4128 is the source of this 1710-nucleotide messenger RNA. The record is from the annotation of a GenBank genome assembly. Lineage: Eukaryota; Fungi; Ascomycota; Leotiomycetes; Helotiales; Sclerotiniaceae.
AUGGUCAGAAUUCCUUUCUUAGUACAAUUUUCGCAUUGUGUAUCGGGGGCGAAGGCAAUACGAUCCGAUGCUUUGAGCUGUAAACGCGAAGACCGGUCUAGCACUUCGAAUCCGGACGAUGAACUCUUAAGAAACAGAGAGCGCGUUAUGCUUUCUCUCGACAAGUUCGAUGUGGAGUUGUAUCAGAAACUCACCAAUUCAGAAUCUCUUUGCCCUGCGAAUUUAAUGACACCUUUGAACGAGAAACCUAUAGAUGACAUCAUCGACGCUGCAUAUAAUAGGUCCGAUAUGGCAAAACAGUUGAUAGCUGCUUUGGAAGAUCUAUUUACGACCAAUUGGCCGAAGGAAUUCAGAAAGAUACUUCGGGUUACUAUGCAAGAUUGCCGCGUCCAUAACAAGAGGAUAUACCUUCGAGAUAAACUCUGGGUGCCUCCAGAUGAUGAGCUGAAAGUUCAGAUUAUAUUCAGGACACACUCUUCAGGUCCUGCGGGGCACCCCGGCCGCACUAAGACAAUCGACCUUGUCUCACGGAAUUAUUGGUGGCCACAGAUGCACAAGGAAAUCGGUGCAUACGUUCAGGCGUGUGAACUCUGUGUAAGGACUAAGUCAUCAAAAGCUUCACCCCCGGGGUUCCUACAACCUCUUCCUGUACCGUUCAGGGUAUGGUCGGAUAUCUCGAUUGAUUAUAUUACUCCACUUCCAGACAGUAAACAUUACGAUUCUACAUUAUCGGCGUCGAACCUAGCAAGCCCUGUCCUCCAGACAUCGCAGAAACGCGAAUUCUUUAAGGGGAACAAGACAGCCGAUAGAAUGGAACGUGUUCUAGAUCAGCUUCGCGCGUUAGCAAAGCAGGCUAUCUCAGAAUAUGAGGAUUAUGCGAAUCGCCGCCGGUCAGAGUCACCUCGGUAUAUUGAAGGCCAAAAAGUCUACGUCAAUACGAAAAACAUGAAGACCUCGAGAAAGACGAAGAAGCUUGACGAUAAGAUACUAGAGAGGGACGACGAUGCGGAAGAACCAGUUCAGAAAUGGGUAUUUGAGGGAGUGCUAGACAACCAUGAUGAAGAUGGACACCAUUAUCUAGUCCAAUGGAAACAUUACGCACCAACCUGGCAACCUGCAAAAGACCUAAAAGGCAAUGAAAAGGUGUUGGUCGAAUACCAUCGACUACACCCUGAGAAACCAGGACCACCGGCUUGGGUUCUAGCUCACCCAGAAGCUAAAUCAGUCUUGCCGGUGGCUGCAUCGCCACUUACGACUUCUUUACGACGUUCGAAGAGGGAUAGAAAGUCGUUGCUCCCCAGCAACCAACCUUCCUCCUUCGUAGAAUAUCAACAUAUUUCUGAAAUCGUCGAGAAGGAAUGUCAAGGAAUUGUUCCACACAAAUGCUCUUCACCACCCGGAGGUCAUUUUAGUGUUCUGUUGAUGUUUGGUGAUAUAGGUUUGCUACAUUUACUUGUAUUGGAAGCUACUGGUGAUAUUCGAAAUGGCAUCAAUGUAUAUCAUCGAGUUGGGAUACUCAAACUCCGGUAUAUUAGUCCUUCAAGUUACGCAUCGCCUGAAUUAUAUAUCAAAAUAAAGAAUAUGGAAACUUCAAUUACUGCGCGGCUCGGUCUGUAUAAGAAGCCACGCAUGGAGCGAACUAAUCCAAAUGCUGUAUUUAUGGAGGUGAAGGAGGAGAACUGGGGGAAGGAAACAGUGAUGAUAGUCUAG